This is a messenger RNA of Lagopus muta (rock ptarmigan), 7719 nucleotides long. RefSeq names its product protein tyrosine phosphatase receptor type F (gene PTPRF). NCBI's taxonomy places the organism in Eukaryota, Metazoa, Chordata, Aves, Galliformes, Phasianidae. Bases 379 to 6144 code for a protein of 1921 amino acids. The record is from RefSeq and is a predicted model, not a curated record. The transcript has 37 exons. Gene Ontology annotation, molecular function: protein binding; protein tyrosine phosphatase activity. Gene Ontology annotation, biological process: protein dephosphorylation.
CGCGCGGAGCGCGGUCCCGCGCGGCAGCGGCGGCGGUGGUAGCGGCGGUAGCGGCGGCUGAGGUUGAAGGAGCGGAGCCGAGCCGAGCCGGCGGGCGGUUUUCGCGCGGCGGCCGGAGGCAGCAUGCGGGCGGCGAAGCCCCGGAGCUCCGAUGUUGAAGUCUGAAGUGAUUGCUGAGCUGAGAGCUCCCUUGUGACCCGGAGCUGCAUUUUCUGUAGAGGUAUUUUUAUGGCCUCUGUCACAGUAGCGUCUCAGCGUCUCGCAGGCAUUUAUGGAUUUAUUCUGAGAACGUUCCUGUGAGGAGUAAGUCUGUGUCUGUAACGCUGGAUGUGCUGACCACUUGCCUCAGACUGAAGAGAACUUGCCCUGCUUUGGAAUAUGGUGCCUAACUUCUGCGUCUCAGUACUCACUGUGCUAGCAGUCAUCCUGUGCUGCUUGAUGCUGCCUGAUCCUGCUAAAGCAGGAGCCGAAAGCAAACCAACAUUUAUGAAAGCUCCUGAAGAUCAGAUUGGGAUUUCUGGAGGAGUGGCCUCUUUUGUGUGUCAGGCAACAGGAGAGCCCAAGCCUCGAAUCACAUGGAUGAAGAAGGGGAAGAAAGUCAGUUCUCAGCGGUUUGAGGUUAUUGAGUUUGAUGAUGGGUCGGGAUCUGUUCUGCGGAUACAGCCGCUGCGUGUUCAUCGAGACGAAGCUAUCUACGAGUGCACAGCCACCAACAGUGUUGGGGAGAUAAACACAAGUGCCAAAUUAACAGUGCUAGAAGAAGACCACCUCCCAGCUGGCUUCCCAACCAUUGAUAUGGGCCCACAGCUGAAGGUGGUGGAGAAGGCCCGCACAGCCACGAUGCUCUGUGCUGCCAGUGGUAACCCAGAUCCUGAAAUCUCCUGGUUCAAGGACUUCCUGCCUGUUGACACUGCAACUAGCAAUGGGAGAAUCAAGCAGCUCCGCUCGGGUGGUACACCGAUCAGAGGAGCUCUGCAAAUAGAGAACAGCGAGGAGUCGGACCAAGGCAAAUAUGAAUGUGUUGCAACCAACAGCGCAGGAACCCGUUAUUCUGCCCCAGCCAACCUGUAUGUUCGAGUGCGGCGUGUUGCUCCUCGAUUCUCAAUCCCUCCGAGCAACCAUGAGGUGAUGCCUGGAGGGAGCGUGAACCUCACAUGCGUGGCAGUAGGUGCCCCGAUGCCCUACGUGAAGUGGAUGGCUGGUGUGGAAGAGCUGACCAAAGAGGAUGAGAUGCCCGUCGGCAGGAACGUGCUGGAGCUGAACAACAUCAUGCAGUCUGCCAACUACACCUGUGUGGCCAUCUCUUCCCUCGGCAUGAUCGAAGCAACGGCCCAGAUCACUGUCAAAGCGCUGCCAAAACCUCCAACGGAGCCAUUAGUGACUGAAACGACAGCUACCAGCGUGACCCUCACCUGGGAUUCGGGCAACUCUGACCCCAUUUCAUAUUACGUCAUCCAGUACAAGCCCAAAUCCUUAGAGGGUCAGUUCCAGGAGGUGGACGGUGUGGCAACAACCCGCUAUAGCAUAGGUGGGCUCAGCCCCUUCUCGGAGUACGAGUUCCGGGUCAUUGCAGUUAAUAACAUUGGCAGGGGUCCCCCCAGUGAGCUGGUUGAGGCUCGGACAGGAGAGCAAGCUCCUUCAAGUCCACCCCUCAAAGUCCAGGCACGGAUGCUGAGUGCCAGCACCAUGCUGGUCCAGUGGGAGCAGCCAGAGGAGCCAAAUGGACAGAUCCGAGGGUACCGCGUUUACUACACCACCGACUCGCAUCUGCCUUUGAGCAUGUGGCAGAAGCACAACACCGAUGACAGCCAUCUCACCACCGUGGGGAGCCUCAUCACAGGGACCACAUACAGCAUCCGUGUCCUGGCCUUCACUUCCGUGGGCGACGGGCCACCCUCAGACAUCAUCCAGGUCAAAACGCAGCAAGGGGUUCCUGCCCAGCCAGCUGACUUCCAGGCAGAGGCUGAGUCUGAUACCCGCAUCCUGCUGACGUGGCUGCCUGCCUCUCAGGAACGCAUUACCAAAUAUGAGCUGCUGUACUGGGAAGGAGAGGAUGGUGUUCAGCAAAAGGUGGAGUUUGACCCAACCUCCUCAUAUGCUGUGGAAGGUCUCAAACCAGACACACUAUACAAGUUCAGGCUGGGUGCCCACUCUGAGCUGGGGGUAGGAGUCUACACCCCAACUGUGGAAGCCAGAACUGCCCAAUCCACCCCUUCUGCCCCACCCCAAGAAGUCGAGUGUGUAAGCACCAGCUCCACUACCAUCCGGGUAAGUUGGGUGCCACCGCCUGCCCAGAGCCGCAAUGGGGUCAUCACCCAGUACUCCAUUGCAUACCAGGCAGUGGAAGGAGAUGACAGCACCAAGCAUGUGGUGGAUGGCAUUGGACGGGAGCACUCCAGCUGGGAGAUCAAGGACCUGGAGAAAUGGACCGAGUACAAGGUGUGGGUAAGGGCUCACACCGAUGUGGGGCCUGGACCGGAGAGCAUCCCCGUGCACGUGCGCACUGAUGAGGAUGUGCCCAGUGCCCCACCACGAAAGGUGGAGGUGGAGUCCGUGAAUUCGACAGCCAUCCGGGUGAGCUGGAAGCUGCCCAUCUCCAACAAGCAGCACGGGCAGAUCCGGGGCUACCAGGUGACCUACGUGAAGCUGGAAAACAACGAGCCCCGCGGGCAGCCCGUCAUCAAGGAUGUCAUGCUGUCGGAAGCACAGUGGAGAGCUGAGGACUCCGUCGACCAUGAGACGGUCAUUGGAGGCCUGCUGCCGGAAACCACCUACUCCGUCACGGUCGCUGCCUACACAACCAAGGGAGAUGGUGCCCGCAGCAAGCCCAAGGUCAUCACCACCACAGGGGCAGUCCCGGGGAAGCCCACCAUGAUGAUUAGCACGACAGCCAUGAACACAGCUCUCAUCCAGUGGCACCCACCCAAGGAGAUGGUAGGGGAGCUGCUGGGUUACCGGCUGCAGUACAGACGUCUUGAUGAGGAAAAGAUGAACACGAUAGACUUCGGGAAGAGAGACCAUCACUACACUGUGACCAACCUGCACAAGGGGGCCACGUACCUCUUCAAACUGUCUGCCAAGAACAGAGCUGGUCCAGGAGAGGAGUUUGAGAAGGAGAUCACUACCGCAGAAGACGUGCCGAGUGGCUUCCCACAGAACCUGCGCGUGGUGGGUCUCACCACUUCCACCACAGAGGUUGCAUGGGACCCCCCAGUCUUGGCAGAAAGAAAUGGCAAGAUUGUCAACUACACAGUGGUAUACAGAGAUAUAAAUAGCCAGCAGGACCUGGCUAACAUCACCAAGGACACAAGUAUCACUUUGACGAAUUUGAAGCCUGAUACCACUUACGACAUCAAAGUGAGGGCCCGCACCAAUAAGGGGGUUGGGCCGCUCAGCCCCAGCAUCCAGUCUCGGACCAUGCCCGUUGAGCAAGUUUUUGCUAAGAACUUCCGUGUCAACGCCGUCAUGAAAACAUCCGUGUUGCUGAGCUGGGAAGUGCCUGACUCCUAUAAAUCUGCAGUGCCUUUUAAGAUUCUGUACAAUAGCCAGAGCGUGGAGGUGGAUGGCCACUCCAUGAAGAAGCUCAUAAGUGACCUCCAGCCAGACACGGACUAUUCUUUUGUGCUCAUGAACCGUGGGAACAGUGCUGGGGGGCUCCAGCAUCUUGUCUCCAUCCGCACCGCGCCUGACGUCUUGCAAAGCAAACCCAUCGCCACCAACAAGUACAUCCAGGAGGGAAAGUUCACGCUUACCCUUCCCAAAGUGCAGACCACUGUGCCAGUUCGGUGGUACUACAUCGUGGUCGUGCCAGCAGAGCAGAGCCCCAGCAGCCCAACGGCGCGGUGGCGGACGCCUGAUGAGAUGGAGCUGGACCAGUUGCUGGAGGCCAUAAGCCAGGGCAGUCAGAGCAGGCGCCAGCGACGCCAAGCAGACAGACUCAAGCCCUACAUUGCUGCCCAAGUGGACGUGCUGCCUGAGACCUUCACUCUGGGGGAUGAGAAGAACUACAAGGGUUUCUACAACAAGCCCCUCUCUCAGGACCUGAGCUACCGCUGCUUCGUGCUGGCCUCGCUGGAGGAUGGGGACACGAAGAGAUACGCAGCCAGCCCCUAUUCAGAUGAGAUUGUGAUGGAAUUGUCUUCAGCGAAGCAGCAGGACGAGCCGGAGAUGCUGUGGGUGAUGGGACCUGUCCUGGCUGUGAUACUAAUCAUCAUCAUCGUCAUCGCUAUACUCCUCUUCAAAAGGAAAAGAGCACACUCCCCCUCUUCCAAAGAUGAGCACUCCAUUGGCCUGAAGGACUCGCUCUUGGCCCACUCUUCUGACCCAGUAGAGAUGAGGCGGCUCAACUACCAGACUCCAGGUGCCAGUGUCCCCAGUUGCCCGAAUAUCUCAAGCAUGCGUGACCACCCGCCCAUCCCCGUGACUGACCUCGCCGACAACAUCGACCGGCUCAAGGCCAACGAUGGCCUCAAGUUCUCCCAAGAGUACGAGUCCAUCGAUCCUGGGCAGCAGUUCACCUGGGAGAACUCCAACCUGGAAGUGAACAAACCAAAAAACCGCUAUGCAAACGUAAUUGCCUACGAUCACUCCCGUGUCAUCCUGACCUCCAUCGAUGGAGUCCCAGGCAGUGAUUACAUCAAUGCCAAUUACAUCGACGGCUAUCGGAAGCAGAACGCCUACAUCGCCACACAGGGACCUCUGCCUGAAACCCUCAGCGACUUCUGGAGAAUGGUGUGGGAGCAGAGAACAGCAACGAUCGUCAUGAUGACCAGGCUGGAGGAGAAGUCCAGGGUGAAGUGUGACCAGUACUGGCCAAGCCGGGGUACGGAAACCUAUGGGAUGAUCCAGGUCACACUGCUGGACACUGUUGAGCUGGCGACCUACACAGUCCGAACCUUUGCCCUGUACAAGAACGGCUCCAGCGAGAAGCGAGAGCUGCGACAGUUCCAGUUCAUGGCGUGGCCUGAUCACGGGGUCCCAGAGUAUCCCACCCCGAUCCUCGCUUUCCUGCGGCGGGUCAAGGCUUGCAACCCACCUGAUGCUGGGCCUAUGGUUGUCCACUGCAGCGCUGGCGUGGGCCGAACUGGUUGCUUCAUUGUCAUUGAUGCCAUGCUGGAGAGGAUGAAGCAUGAGAAGACCGUGGACAUCUACGGGCACGUGACGUGCAUGCGCUCACAGCGCAACUACAUGGUGCAGACAGAGGACCAGUACAUCUUCAUCCAUGAGGCCCUGCUGGAGGCAGCCACGUGUGGCAAUACCGAGGUGCCUGCACGCAAUCUCUUCGCUCACAUCCAGAAACUGACCCAGGUGCCUCCAGGAGAGAGCGUCACUGCGAUGGAGCUGGAAUUCAAGCUGCUGGCCAACUCUAAAGCACAUACCUCACGUUUCAUCAGUGCCAACCUCCCAUGCAACAAAUUCAAGAACCGCCUCGUGAACAUCAUGCCAUACGAGCUGACAAGAGUCUGCCUGCAGCCCAUCCGGGGUGUCGAGGGCUCUGAUUACAUCAACGCCAGUUUCAUCGAUGGCUACAGGCAGCAAAAGGCCUACAUCGCCACACAGGGACCACUGGCCGAGACCACAGAGGAUUUCUGGCGAAUGCUCUGGGAGCACAACUCCACCAUCGUGGUGAUGUUGACAAAGCUGCGUGAGAUGGGCCGGGAGAAGUGCCAUCAGUACUGGCCCGCAGAGCGCUCUGCCCGUUACCAGUACUUCGUGGUUGACCCCAUGGCAGAGUACAACAUGCCGCAGUACAUCCUCCGGGAGUUCAAAGUCACAGAUGCCAGGGAUGGCCAGUCACGGACCAUCCGCCAGUUCCAGUUCACAGACUGGCCUGAGCAGGGAGUGCCAAAGACAGGAGAGGGCUUCAUCGACUUCAUCGGGCAGGUGCACAAGACCAAGGAGCAGUUUGGGCAGGACGGGCCCAUCACGGUGCACUGCAGCGCUGGGGUCGGGCGCACAGGCGUGUUCAUCACACUGAGCAUCGUGCUGGAGAGGAUGCGCUACGAGGGGGUGGUGGACAUGUUCCAGACGGUGAAGACUUUGCGGACGCAGCGGCCGGCCAUGGUGCAGACAGAGGACCAGUACCAGCUGUGCUACAGAGCGGCACUGGAGUAUCUCGGCAGCUUUGACCACUAUGCAACGUAACUAGUGCUUUCCUCCAGUCGCGGUGGGGAUGUCUAGGAGUGGAGACGGAUCCCUCUGAGCCAGAGCCGCCCAUUCCUCAGUCCUUCUGUACAGACCGAGGUGCUGCCCAGGCAGCAGACCUCCAUGCCAACCAGUUCUGACCACGGCAUUUAGGAACUUCGCCCCAGCGCCAAACGAGGGAAUCCAACUCCAAAAGCAUUUCCAGUCUCUGGCUGCAUUUCUGCUCAUACGCAUCUCUCGCCCUCUCUCACGCGACUGCAUUUCACAGCGAGGCUUUAGGUGGGUGGAAUGGGGUCUUUUUUUUUAAACAUGUAAAAUAGUUACUAGUGGUUUUUAUAAUCUCCUCUCUUUUUAUUUUUUAUUUUUUUGCAAGUCUUAAUGUUUUGCUGAGGCAGAACUGGACCCGCCAAACUUUUGGGAGUUGGGUUUGUUUGUUGUUUUGUUUUUUUUUUUUAAUUUCCUUUUGCUUUAACAUUUUUUACUGCCCUAUGUUUAUUUCAGCCCAGUCACUGCUGGUUCUGCCCAUUUUAGUGCAGCUUCCUUGGUAAUUUGCAGCAGCUGGCUUGUGGUUCCUGCCCGGCUCCAUUCCCCUUAGGCUGCUUUUUAAUUCUCUGUAGAAUAUGAAAUUUCAUGGAACUGGACCUAAGCUACCAAUUAUUUUUUUAGCCUUUCCCUUCCCCCAUUAAUUCCUGAGUAGGUUUGGGAGGGCAUGUAGGGUCGCUGGAGAGGCGGUCCCAUUUGUCAGCUGGAAACCGUUCAGUCCUACUACAAUGCGUGUUAAACCAAUCCAGUGACCGCGUGUAUUGGCAGAUCCCGAUAUGACGUGAGUUGUCGUCACCUUGUUUGUGAGAGACCCGAAAUCCUGGGCUCCUGGCCUGGGAGCCUCUUUUUGUGUCUCGCUGGGAAGGGGGCAGGAGAAGCAAGCAGGUCCCACGCAGGGACGGGCUGUAGGAGCGAGACACGGCCCUUUCUGUCAGUCCCGCGGCUCUGUGCGUGCAAGCGCCGUCCUGUCACUUCUCACCAAUGAAGUGCACUGGAGCAUUUUACAAGGAGCACAACCCCGGCUGUUCCCAGAGCCGAGCCAAGCAGGCUCUCUCUGGAGGCAGGGUAUUGCAGGGAAGGGGAGGGGGAGCACACAUGGCUUCAGAGGAUGGGUGUCUCUAUAAUUUCUGCUAUCCUGCAAAUGUUAAAAGUCAUUAGAAUAUUGUACUUUCCUCUACUUCAGGACGUUCUAAUGAACCAAUGUGGCAAGACUACUGGACUUAAUUUAAUGGUACUAUAUAUUAAUACUCCUUAUUAUAUCACGCUUGCACUAAAGACAGAGUGAGCAGCCCUCUUUCGAGUGCAUUGAGUUAUGAAUAAAGGUGGUGGAAGGGUAUCUAAUUGUAUUAUCACAUGUAUUCCGAAUGUUAAGAAUCCAAGCUAUGUUGAAAUCAGCAAUCCAGGGUUGGUAAUGUUGGAGGACACAUUCAUUUUUACCUUGUGGAUGCAUAGUGCUGUAGGGGUCACUGUUGUAUACAGUCUGUUUUCUAUUUGUUAAUAAAAAAAAAAAAUCUACAGCAUCAUUGCAUAAUU